Messenger RNA from Lagenorhynchus albirostris (white-beaked dolphin), 786 nucleotides. It is a transcript of the gene CALN1, whose product is annotated as calneuron 1. Gene Ontology annotation, molecular function: calcium ion binding. The coding region runs from base 1 to 786 and encodes 261 amino acids. The record is from RefSeq and is a predicted model, not a curated record. NCBI's taxonomy places the organism in Eukaryota, Metazoa, Chordata, Mammalia, Artiodactyla, Delphinidae. The transcript is spliced from 6 exons.
AUGCGGCUGCCUGAGCAACCUGGAGAGGGGAAGCCUGAGAAUGAGGAAAAGGGGGGCAGAGGAGCCCCCGGAGGGGGAGAGGAGCCGCUGAGGACCCAGGCCCCCGACUUCCCCACUUGGCAAAAGAUGCCUUUUCACCACGUGACGGCCGGCCUGUUGUACAAGGGGAAUUACCUCAACCGAUCUCUGUCUGCUGGCAGCGACAGCGAGCAGCUGGCUAACAUCUCUGUGGAGGAGCUUGACGAGAUCCGAGAGGCCUUUCGGGUUCUGGACCGAGACGGCAAUGGCUUCAUCUCCAAGCAGGAGCUGGGAAUGGCCAUGCGCUCGUUGGGGUACAUGCCGAGUGAGGUGGAACUGGCCAUCAUAAUGCAGCGCCUGGACAUGGACGGGGAUGGUCAGGUGGAUUUUGAUGAAUUCAUGACAAUCCUUGGCCCCAAACUGGUGUCUUCAGAAGGUCGCGAUGGUUUUCUUGGAAACACGAUAGAUAGCAUAUUCUGGCAGUUCGACAUGCAGAGGAUAACUCUGGAAGAGCUGAAGCACAUCCUCUAUCACGCCUUCCGGGACCACUUAACGAUGAAGGACAUUGAGAACAUCAUCAUCAACGAGGAAGAGAGCCUGAAUGAGACCUCGGGGAACUGCCAGACGGAGUUUGAGGGCGUGCAUUCCCAGAAGCAGAACAGACAGACCUGCGUCCGGAAGAGCCUCAUCUGCGCCUUCGCCAUGGCCUUCAUCAUAAGCGUCAUGCUGAUCGCGGCCAACCAGAUCCUCCGGAGCGGCAUGGAGUAG